Nymphalis io (European peacock) is the source of this 1629-nucleotide messenger RNA. It is a transcript of the gene Nop56, whose product is annotated as nucleolar protein 56. Gene Ontology annotation, cellular component: small-subunit processome; box C/D methylation guide snoRNP complex. Gene Ontology annotation, molecular function: snoRNA binding. The record is from RefSeq and is a predicted model, not a curated record. The transcript has 8 exons. NCBI's taxonomy places the organism in Eukaryota, Metazoa, Arthropoda, Insecta, Lepidoptera, Nymphalidae. Bases 89 to 1501 code for a protein of 470 amino acids.
CAACGCUUCUAUUUUGCAUGGUAGAUCAAAACACACGUGUUUACGUUAUAAUAUUUAGUAAUGUAAAAUAAUUACAUAGAAGUUAAUUAUGAGUAAGCUUUAUGUGCUCUAUGAGCACAGCGCAGGCUUUGCCCUGUUUCGAGUAGCUGAAUUUGAAGAACUAGCGGCAUUCUUGCCCCAAGUGGAAGAAUCAGUGACAGACCUUCAAAGGUUCAAUUCUGUGGUGACCCUAAUCGCAUUUCAACCAUUUAAAUCUGCAAUAACUGCUUUGGAGAAUAUUAACGCAAUUUCAGAAGGUAUUCUACCGGAAGAUCUUAAUCUCUUCUUGGAAGGUGGUCUACCGAAACGCAAGAAGCGUGGCAAAUGCACUCUCGGUGUUUCUGACCCUAAGCUUGGUGCUUCUAUAAGUGAAGCAUUGGAAAUUUCUUGUUCACACACCGGUGCUGUACCUGAGGUGCUUAGAGGUAUAAGGCACCAUUUCGCAAGUCUCAUCAAAGGACUAACUCCAAAAGCAUGCAGCGUAGCUCAGCUUGGUCUCGGCCACUCUUAUUCGCGUGCCCGUGUCAAGUUCAAUGUUCAUCGUGUCGACAACAUGAUCAUUCAAUCUAUAGCUCUGCUGGACCAGUUGGAUAAAGACGUCAAUACAUUUUCUAUGAGAAUUAGAGAAUGGUAUUCGUAUCAUUUCCCAGAGCUUGUCAGUAUUGUGCCAGAGAACUAUCUCUACUCAAAGUGCGCAGAGUUCAUCAAAGAUCGUAAAACUCUCUCGGAAGAGUCUGUAGAACCGCUAACUGAAAUCCUCGGUGACUCUGAGAAAGCACAGGCUAUUAUUGACGCGUCGAAAAUGUCUAUGGGUAUGGAUAUAUCACCCGUUGACUUAAUUAACAUACAAAUGUUUGCUGGAAGGGUUGUUGCCUUAAGUAAUUACAGGAAAGCAAUAGCAGAAUAUUUACAUACAAAGAUGACCUCAGUGGCACCAAACCUGACGACACUUAUUGGGGAUCAGGUGGGAGCCCGUCUCAUCUCUAAAGCUGGUUCUCUUACCAGUUUAGCGAAGUACCCAGCUUCCACAUUACAGAUACUUGGUGCGGAAAAAGCUUUGUUUCGAGCUUUGAAGACCCGCUCCAAGACACCUAAGUAUGGUCUUCUAUAUCACUCAACUUUCAUCGGGCGAGCUGGCCUUAAGAACAAAGGUCGUAUCAGUCGCUACCUCGCAAACAAGUGCUCUAUUGCAUCUAGGAUUGAUUGCUUCUCUGAAACUCAAACAACCAUCUACGGUGAGAAACUGCGUCAGCAAGUUGAAGACCGAUUAAAGUUCUACGAGACAGGUGACAUUCCAAUGAAGAAUAUAGAUGUGAUGAAACAGGCCAUGGAAGAAGUAUCACAACAGGAUGCACAGGACGCAGGUAUGAACGAGGCACAGGUCGCAGACGUAAGCGUUAGUAAGAAGAAAAAGAAGAAGAAGGAAAAGAAAGAACAAGAGGUAGCCAUGGAUGAAGAUUAAAAAGGAAUAUAUAACUAUAACAUACAUAUUUUAAACGUUUGUUUUAUUUUGAUUGAUACAUACAGACAUUCACAGUCUGGGUACAAACAUUUAUUGUUAUAUUAUAUAAUUAAACCUUUCUCCAAUAA